AUGGCCGAUACCUCUUCGCACAGACUCGAUCUCAGAGUGGGCGGCAAGUACAGGCUUGGGAAAAAGAUAGGGUCUGGUUCUUUCGGUGACAUCUACCUUGGAAUCAACAUCAUCUCUGGCGAGGAAGUCGCCAUCAAGCUCGAGUCCGUCAAGGCAAAGCACCCCCAGCUCGAAUACGAGUCAAAGGUCUACAAGACCCUCGCUGGCGGCGUGGGUGUUCCCUUCGUCCGAUGGUUCGGCACAGAGUGCGACUAUAAUGCCAUGGUUAUGGACCUCCUCGGUCCUUCCCUUGAGGAUCUCUUCAACUUCUGCAACCGCAAGUUCAGCCUCAAGACUGUCCUCCUCCUUGCUGACCAAUUAAUUUCUCGCAUCGAGUACAUCCACUCUCGUAACUUCAUUCAUCGCGACGUCAAGCCUGACAACUUCCUCAUGGGCAUUGGCAAGCGAGGCAACCAGGUCAACGUUAUCGAUUUCGGUCUCGCAAAGAAGUUCCGUGAUCCCAAGACACACCUCCACAUCCCCUACCGCGAGAACAAGAACUUGACCGGUACUGCUCGCUACACCUCCAUCAACACCCACUUGGGCGUUGAGCAGGCUCGUCGUGACGACCUCGAAUCCCUUGCCUACGUCCUCAUGUACUUCCUCCGCGGUGCCCUCCCAUGGCAGGGUCUCAAGGCUGCCACCAAGAAGCAGAAGUACGACCGUAUCAUGGAGAAGAAGAUGACGACCCCUACGGAUCUCCUUUGCCGAGGAUUCCCCAACGAGUUUGGAAUCUUCUUGAACUACACUCGCGCCCUUCGCUUCGAUGACAAGCCGGAUUACUCCUACCUUCGCAAGCUCUUCCGCGACCUUUUUGUUCGCGAGGGCUACCAGUACGACUACGUCUUCGAUUGGAGCGUUCAGCGCGGUGCCCAGGAAGACGGCACCCAAGGCUCGAGUUCCAAGUCGGGUGCUCCCAGGCGCAAGGUCGUUCAAGAGGAGGACGAGCACCGUGCCAGUGACCGCAUGCUUCGCUCCCACACUCGUCAGGCUCAACAGACCGCCGUCCCUGGAGGUAGUGCUGUCCCCCAGCAGCGUGGUGCUCGAGGACGUGAUGCCGAACUCUGGUAA
Molecule: messenger RNA, 1110 nt
Organism: Cyclocybe aegerita
Lineage: Eukaryota; Fungi; Basidiomycota; Agaricomycetes; Agaricales; Hemipholiotaceae
Source: the annotation of a GenBank genome assembly